Molecule: messenger RNA, 3767 nt
Organism: Coregonus clupeaformis (lake whitefish)
Lineage: Eukaryota; Metazoa; Chordata; Actinopteri; Salmoniformes; Salmonidae
Product: serine/threonine-protein kinase SIK2-like
Exons: 12
Coding region: 417-3767 (1116 amino acids)
Biological process (GO): protein phosphorylation; microtubule cytoskeleton organization; intracellular signal transduction
Cellular component (GO): cytoplasm
Molecular function (GO): ATP binding; tau-protein kinase activity; protein serine/threonine kinase activity
Source: RefSeq, a predicted model, not a curated record
UCGUGGAGACCACUUGGACGUCACCGUGUCCAGCUCCAAUACACCUUUCCCGCUCCACGAGAAGCACGCGGGACAGUUGCUCAGCAACUCUGACGCAAGCGUGACGUUAUUGAAGUGUGUUUUAGUUUAUUAUGGCAGGAGAAGAUUUCCAGCCGAGUUUGAGUUACAGAGGUUGUGUGAAUUAUUGCAUACCAGACUGAUCCCCCGUUAUCAAAAUAUGAGGAACAAAUCGUCUGUGCGCACUUCUUAGGAAAGUAGCCUGGGUGCGCUCAUUGUUCUAGAACGGUGGAGGAUUCCAACAACACAGGUGGAUGUAUUGAACUGUAGGUUUUCUGUGAAGGAGUGACCUAAUAACGGUAGCCUAAUCCUGGGAAGUGGACAAUAGAUUUAUCCGGUCACUGGGGUGCCUCUGCACAAUGGUGGUUUUAUCAGAUGGCUCUCCUCCGUGCCCUGGGGGGCCGGUUCAGGUCGGUUUCUACGAGAUCAUCAGGACGCUGGGGAAGGGAAACUUCGCCGUGGUUAAACUGGCUUGUCACAAAGUCACAAAAACCCAGGUGGCCAUUAAAAUCAUUGAUAAGAAAAGACUGGAGCCCUCUGACCUGAAGAAGAUUUACAGAGAGGUCGAGGUGAUGAAGCUCCUUAACCAUCCUCACAUUAUCAAGCUCUAUCAGGUCAUGGAAACUAAGGACAUGUUGUACAUGGUGAUGGAGUAUGCCAGGAACGGAGAGAUGUUUGACUACUUGUCAUCGUCGGGGCGGCUGUGUGAGAGCGAGGCUCGCAGGAAGUUCUGGCAGAUCCUGUCAGCGGUGGACUACUGCCACAGCAACCACAUCGUCCACAGAGACCUGAAGGCUGAGAACCUUCUGCUGGACUCCAACAUGGACAUCAAAGUAGCAGACUUUGGUUUUGGGAACUUCUUCAGUGAAGGAGAAUUUCUGUCCACCUGGUGUGGGUCCCCGCCCUACGCCGCUCCAGAGGUGUUUGAGGGGAUUGAGUACGAGGGGCCACCUCUAGACAUCUGGAGUCUGGGGGUGGUGCUGUACGUGUUGGUGUGUGGCGUCCUGCCCUUUGAUGGCCCCUCCCUCCCCGCACUCAGACAGAGGGUCCGGGAGGGACGCUUUAGAAUCCCCUUCUACAUGUCCCAAGACUGUGAGAACCUGGUGCGGAGGAUGUUGGUAAUUGACCCGGCCAAACGCAUCACGGUGGCCCGGAUCAAGAAGCACCGCUGGAUGAAGGCGGACCCCCCGGUCACGGCAGCCCCUCCAGAGACGCCCCAGCAGACCCCUGCCCUGGCCCCUGAAGCAGAGCCCUGUCUGGGGGAGAAUUACAGCGAGCCGGUCCUUGGCCUCAUGCAGACCCUGGGCAUCGACCGGCAGAGGACCAUUGAGUCUCUUCAGAGCAGCAGCUACAACCACUUCUCUGCUAUCUACCGUCUCAUGCUGGAGAAGGUGAAAGAGCUGCGCUCCCUCAGACUGCCCCCGAGCACCGAACAGGUGGGCCUGACCCCCAAUCCUGACCCCGGCACUCUGCUACCGACCUGCAUCAGUGAGAAGGAUCACCAUGGAAACCAGGGGGAGGAGCCACAGGAAGAGGAGCUGCAAGAGGAGGGAGGUGCAGCACUCCUCUCCUUAGACCCCUCCCUCAGACACACUCUGGCUGAGGUCUCUGCCAGCCUCCAGCAGUGCAGCCCACCUUGUAUUGUGGUAAACUCAUCCGACCAAGCUUCCUCAGAUAGUUUAUCCUCUUCCUCCUCUUCGUCCUCUGCCAGUCCCAGCCUGUCCAGCCCUAUUGAGGACCCCUAUAUGUUACUGGUCACUACUGUGGUUGGCCCUGGGACCUAUAUUCCAACAGAGUCCCCCCUGACCCAGUCCUCUACCCUGCCCAGCACUGUUGACGACCCCUAUCAGUUACUGGUCACUACCGGUCAUCUGGCCCUGGCCCUGUCGUCCACCCUGCAGCCCCCUCCGCAGGACAGCCUCCCUGUACCCAGCUUCCAGGAGGUCCACCGAUCCUCCGACAUGGACACCGGCGCUCUAACACAAGGUCUGAGGGUGUUCCGCCAGCAGUUGAGGAGGGAUGCCAGCGCCAAGGGCCUGCUGGGACUGAACAAGAUGAAGGGCCCCAGGGUCCGGCCCGGGUGGUCCCGCCCUGCCUCUGGCCCUGCACCCUGCCCUGCACCCUGCCCCCCUGCCUGGGGGGGCCAAGGCCUGUCCCACUGUGUCCCCACCACACCACUGUCAGAGGACAGCUUCCAGCAGCAGAAAGUGAUCCAGAUUCCACUGUACCAAUUCCGCCCGACCACACCUCUUUCUCUCCGCCACCCCACCUCUUCCUCCCCGUCACCACACCUCUUCCUGUCUCCUCCCGUCCCUCCUAACGUUCCCGCUCCUCCUCGUCCUCCCAUUGGCCUGCUCUCCACACACACACUGUCACAUGACUUCCUCACACACUCCCUUCAACAGACCCACUCGCCACACCCACAACCACAACUACACCCAUACCCACGACUACACUCACAACCACACCCACAACUACACCCACAGCCACAACUACACCCACAGCCACAACUACAACCACACUCACAACUACACCCACACUCACAACUACACCCACAACUACACCCACACUCACAACUACACCCACAACUACAGCCACAACUACACCCACACUCACAACUACACCCACAGCCACAACUACACCCACAACUACAUCCACAGCCACAACUGCACCCACAGCUACACCAAAAGACACACCCACUGUCCUACCUAUCUCUAUGCUCGGAGCAACCAUUAGACUUAUCCCCUUCCUCCUCCCCUUCCUCCUCCUCUUCCUCCUUCUCUUCUUCAGCCAUGGUGGCGUCGGCUGCCCACCUCUUGGAGACCCAUCUCCAUAUCAGCUCUCCUCGGGUUGAGAACCACAGCCCACCCUUCUCUGACCUUCCUCGCCUCCCUGUUCAGCCCCAGUACCCCCACCCGAACCACCAGUCUCAGCUACUGCACCCCCACCUCCACCCAUACAACCACCCAGACCCCCAGUCGCAGCUACUGCACCCCCACUCCCACCCCUACAACCACCCAGACCCCCAGUUGCAGCUACUGCACCCCCACUCCCACCCCCACAACCACCCAGACCCCCAGUCUCAGCUACUGCACCCCCACUCCCACCCCUACAACCACCCAGACCCCCAGUCGCAGCUACUGCACCCCCACUCCCACCCCCACAACCACCCAGACCCCCAGUCUCAGCUACUGCACCCCCACUCCCACCCCCACAACCACCCAGACCCCCAGUCUCAGCUACUGCACCCCCACUCCCACCCCCACAACCACCCAGACCCCCAGUCUCAGCUACUGCACCCCCACUCCCACCCCCACAACCACCCAGACCCCCAGUCUCAGCUACUGCACCCCCCACCCCACUCCCACCACCACACCCACCCAGACCCCCAGUCUCAGCUACUGCACCCCCACUCCAACCCCCACAACCACCCAGACCCCCAGUCUCAGCUGCUGCAAUCCUACCCCCACAACCACCCAGACCCCCAGUCUCAGCUACUGCACCACCAUCCCCACAACCACCCAGACCCCCAGUCUCAGCCUCAGUUACUGCAUUCCCACUCUGACCCCCAGCCUCAGCCUCAGUCAAGACCCUGGGCCAACCACCUCCUCUAUACCCCCUCCCAGACCUCCAGGCGGCCCCAGCUCCAACGCCAGCCACGUCUGCCUCCAUGCCUAGUAGGGAGAAUGGAGCCUGGGUACGGCCUGUAG